CAAAUUCUGCAUGCUUGUCUGGACCUUGUGGCCAUGGAAGACACAUCCACUGCAAUGGCAGCAAGGGAUGUGAUUUGCAUCAUGCUGUUGCCAGCCAGGGCGUCAUCCACUCCGGCCUGGACCAAACUACCCCUCGACACAAUAUGGCGCACAGUGCAGAGCCUUGUGACAAGCGAUAUAAGGACGCAACGCAGUCUGAUCGGCUACUCACUAUGGCUACGUUUGAUGCUCUUGCCGGAAGGAACCCACAUCACGACCCUCGAGGCCGCGGAUUACUGGAAGCCCGUCAUGCACGGCCUGCGGCGAGGGGAUUCCGAGAGACGCAAAAUAUGCCUCAACAUCUUCAAGCUUACACUAGUCACUGACUCCGUGGCAGUCUCUGACCAAGUCCGAGCGCAGUAUGACCGCUUUUGCACGGUCUUCGAGACGGUUGUCUUGGCACGUUACAUCAAUCAAGUGGUCGAGUGUCAGGCAGAUCUCGAUGCGCUAGCUGCAAACAAAUCCUUACGUGUCGAGUGGCUGUAUGUUCUCUUGGCCUCGGGUCUUGAUAAACAGAUGCAAGACUCGAACCGCAAAUUCAUUGGAAAUUGGGUAAUGCACGCCAACCUCGACCCGAACGAUGACAGUUUUCUCCAAUUCUUCCGCGAUGACUUUUUGCCGUGGGCAAUACAAGGCUCGCUGUUCGUGUCAACACUGCGGAUGUUGGAGGGACGACGGAGAUGCCUGCACGGUGAUCGGAUGGUAGAGUGUCUGAGGAGGCAACUAGCAAACGCCAACGAGCCAGUUCGACUUGCGGAUGUUGUCAUCGACACCAUUUUGCUUAAACGAAACUCCUUAUUCGCAUACGCCACGGUCUAUCUCAUUGAAGGGCUCGGCGAUACCUUGAGCGUGCAGCAGCGGGAAAGACUUUCGGGGAUCUCAGGGCUACCAGAAGUCGCCCGGGACUAUUUGUUCGUGAAGAUACACAAUCAACCAGGACUGGGUCCCACAGCGAAAUCGAGCUCACGACGAGAACUUCGGGAAAAGGAAGCCAUUGAGAAGUGCAGCAAGUUCGAUAUCGAGAGCAGCAACAUGGAAGAUAUGUGGGAUGACCUGGAAUACCUGGAGUAUCCCAAAGACCUCCUUGUCGCGAUGGUUUCCGUGGUGCUUCAUCCACAGGUCUUGCUCCGAGCCACAAAAGAUGCAACAUUAGCGGCAGCCAUGAGGCAGAAAGUACAUGCCCUUCUACGGAUUGCAGGAACGAAAAUCUUCAUGUUCGCGCCCUUGGUGGUGGGUGUUCGACGUGCUUUGAUCACAGAGCCAGCCGCGGCUGCUGUCCUCGACAUCGCGGAGCUCGUCAUCAGCGUUGCCGAGCGUCCACCACAGCCGACACCCGACUUGAUGCUGGAAGAAGCCAUCAUUCCGUUAACGCCUUUCGCAUGGGAACACUAUUUCGGAGAGCGGCCUUCGUACGGCUUCGCAGCAUUCGUUGAUCUCGUGAAUCGGCUGCAUAGCUGUCCGGGGGCUGCAGGUGAGAUCCUGGCCCGGAUCUUGCGCAGAUGGCGGGCGCAGAAAGUCCCUCCGCCAACAGUGAGCCCGUGGAAGAACGCCCUCCAACUGCAAGUUCUGCUGCUUUGUCUGGAACAGUUCACGCCGGAUGAGUCGACACUGGUCUUGGACGUACUAGAAGCAUUGUAUCACGUACUAGAGAUAGAGCCGCUGCCUCAGUAUCGAUACCUCCUGGAGUGGAUGACCGUACGUCUCCUGGUGAGGUUUCAGCUGGAAUACACCGUACUAGAAAGACUGGCGACAAGAGACCAUCACUCCAAUCCGAAGCACCUUGCGUCUCUCAUGAAAAUCGGCACAAUCCUAGCAUGCAGCGGUGAGAGCAAUGAGGAUUUUGGAUUGCAGCUGGCGACUAGUUUCGUCCCUCUGGCGGCAUCGUCAAAGGUGGUGAUACGCCAUGAAGCGCAAUGGCAGGUUCCUAUUCUGCUCGAGCAUGCCCGAGCCCACGCAUGGACGAGUAUCAUCGAGAACGCAGUCAUCACUACGCUGAACGAGUACAUCCAAGCUCUGGACCGGUUCAUUGAGCCUCCUCUGGAGAGACAGUUCGGCAGAUUCAAUCCUCAGAAGGAUCACACACUAACGAAUCUGGUCGAGGGGAACUGGCUACUGCUUGACCCCGUGGAUACGCCAUUGACUACCCGUGAGGAGUUUGUCAAAUUAUACAGCAACGUCAGCAGAGACAUCACGCUACCAGGGCCAUCGAUGAGCCUGGGAGACCCGGUCAAGCGUCCAGUGCCUGCCAAACUCAAUGGAACGCCGAGGUCAGUGGAACACGCGGCCAUUGUUCCUCGAACAUCUGGAGAAGUAAGUGCGGCGCUUCAGACAAAGGGCACGGCGUAUCUCGCGCGCAGUCUGUCCGAUCCAACACUGUUGGGCUCGCGUCCGGACCAUUUGAUUGUAGUCGGAUCGCUCGUCGAUAACCCUUACAAUCUCGGUGGUCUCUCACGUGUGUCUGAGGUAUUUGGAGCAUCGGCGUUAUGCCUCCAAAACCAGAAUGUGGUGUCGAACAAGGAUUUCACGAGCGUCUCGGUCUCGUCGCACUUGCACUUCCCCAUAGUCCAGCUGUCAGCGUCUGGCAUCCCGGCAUACUUGGCGGACAGGAAGAUGGAAGGCUUCACUAUCGUCGGCAUCGAACAAACGAAUCGCAGCGUUAUUCUGGGCUCGCAAGGUGCACGAUUGCCGGAGAAGAUAGUUCUCGUGGUGGGCGGGGAGCGUGAGGGCAUCCCGGCGGUGGUGCUGAUGGAGUGCGACAUGCUUGUCGAAAUCCCUCAACAAGGCAUCACCAGAAGUUUGAAUGUGCAAACGGCGGUCGCCAUCGUGUUGUAUGAAUACGCGAGACAA
Neohortaea acidophila is the source of this 2886-nucleotide messenger RNA. RefSeq lists its product as uncharacterized. Gene Ontology annotation, molecular function: tRNA (guanine) methyltransferase activity; RNA binding. Gene Ontology annotation, biological process: tRNA methylation. The record is from RefSeq and is a predicted model, not a curated record. The transcript has a single exon. The annotation marks the transcript as partial. Lineage: Eukaryota; Fungi; Ascomycota; Dothideomycetes; Mycosphaerellales; Teratosphaeriaceae.